CGAAUUAUUCCCCUGCAGUUACAGCGUCUCUUCGCUCAACUUCUGCUGCUGGAUCAGCAGGCCUUGUCAACCACAGAUCUCACAGAGAGCUUUGGGUGGAACAGUAGUGAGGAGACAAGCCAGCAUGAUGUGCAGGAGUUAAACCGCAUUUUGUUCAGUGCUCAUUGGAGGGCACAUCUGGCCAUGACCUCAUCAAGCGAUUGUACCAUGGCACCAUUGUUAACUGCAUCCAGUGCAAGGAGUGUGGCUACAUCAGUGAAAGGCAGGUUACUCCUACUAACUUCUGCGCUGCAAGAUGUUUGGAGACCUAUUUGAGGAAGAUGAAGACUUUUCAAUCCUUCCAAGCAGUCCAAACACGAAUGGCAAGAAAUCCCACCCCAGAGAUUCAAAGACCCCAGAGCCACAAGGAGACACAAGGCUUAGUGGACUGAGGAAUCAAGGUGGCACCUGUUACCUGAAUUCUCUUCUGCGGACCCUGUUUUUUACACCAGAAUUCAGAGGUUCGGCAAGGAGUGCACUGAAAAAAGCAGAAUCUUGGCCGAAUACCAAACUGAAUCCUGGAUUCGAAGCCCUUUUUGCUUUGGGUCCUAAAGAACUUGGAUCACUGGAGGAGAAAGACACGCCAGAGUCUCAGGUGCGAAUUAUUCCCCUGCAGUUACAGCGUCUCUUCGCUCAACUUCUGCUGCUGGAUCAGCAGGCCUUGUCAACCACAGAUCUCACAGAGAGCUUUGGGUGGAACAGUAGUGAGGAGACAAGCCAGCAUGAUGUGCAGGAGUUAAACCGCAUUUUGUUCAGUGCUCAUUGGAGGGCACAUCUGGCCAUGACCUCAUCAAGCGAUUGUACCAUGGCACCAUUGUUAACUGCAUCCAGUGCAAGGAGUGUGGCUACAUCAGUGAAAGGCAGCAUAAUCUGGAAGACUCCGUAUAUGCCUAUGAGCUCUUCUCUGUUAUUAUACACAAGGGCGGCUGUUAUGGAGGUCAUUCUCAUGCAUAUAUUCAAGAUGUCGAUGAGCUGGGGCAUCGGGGACUCAAGGUGAGCAUGACUUCAUAUAAUGGGAAAUAUUUCUCAUUGUUAUAUAUAUUUGUUAUGAGUAGAACUUUUUUUUCAUUUUAUUUUGGAGACCUAGGUCAUUACAGGGAAUAAUUUCUUUAGCAAGCAGGGUGUACAAAGCAUUGCCUCAGGAACAGAUGGACAACGGAACAGGUGGUUUAUGCUGAAUUUCAGGGCUGCUAAUACAAGAUAUAUAUAAUUUUGUUUUAGUUAAAAAAGGCGACAACAACAAAAAUAAUGAAGACCAAGAAGAAGUAUGCUCAACUUGCUCUAUUGUCAUGUAUGAUAUACUUAAUAUGUUUUGUUGAUUAUUAUUAUUUUUUGGAAAGUUCACUUCUUUUUCAUCCAUAAUUAUUUAUGGAGUAAGUUAUGUUUCAGUAUUUGGCCCCAAGGUCAACAUACAUGCACAGAUAUUUGGCGGUAAGACCAAAACGAUCUAAAACUCCCAAUUAAAACUAUCGGUAUGUUACUAAAGGUUACUAAUAAGUCUGUUUUCUUGAGAGGAAGUGAGGAGCCAAUUCUAACCUGCACUUUACCUGGGUACCCAGCAGGGCCAGAGCUAGGGAUAGGCACAAGAAGCAUGUGCUAAGGGUGCAUUAAAGAGGGGGGUUGCUGGGCAUUUACCUCUUCGACUACCCUUCUGAAUCUGCCUCACUGCUGCUUAUCCAUGCUGCGGUGCUCUGUUCACCAUAGCACAUUACAACCCCUCCAACCCCUGCUCCUCAGCGGUAGCCACGGCACUGUGGCUGUGGGAGGUGGAUGGCCAAGCUUGGGUGGGGGGGCCAAUGAUGCUAGUCCCGCCGCUGGUACACAGACAGCAUACCUGCGAGCCAACAGCAUGGUCAAGGAUUUUCCACCUAAAACCUGACCGUCUUGUGGGUAUUCUGCAGGUAACCUGAUGCAGGUCUUUUAACAGGGGGUGGUAGGGGUCAAUUACUUUGUUCUGACUUGGAGAUCACAGUGAUUAUUCAGUAUCAGGUAGAAUCAAUUAUCUAUAUACAAAUUAUCUAUAUACAAGUAUGGAACCUGUUAUCCAUCAAGGUUGCUUGGGACCUGGGCUUCUCCAGAUAAGGGAUCUUUCUGUA
Xenopus tropicalis (tropical clawed frog) is the source of this 2135-nucleotide messenger RNA. RefSeq names its product ubiquitin carboxyl-terminal hydrolase 40. The coding region runs from base 296 to 1036 and encodes 246 amino acids. Lineage: Eukaryota; Metazoa; Chordata; Amphibia; Anura; Pipidae. Gene Ontology annotation, biological process: protein deubiquitination. The transcript has 8 exons. The record is from RefSeq and is a predicted model, not a curated record. Gene Ontology annotation, molecular function: cysteine-type deubiquitinase activity.